AUCAAACGGUAGAAAAAACGUGGGUGUAGUUAAAGUGUUUCAUAUCGAAAACCUAUGCUGUGCUGGGACUCUCUCUCUCGCGGUCUCCUCCGACACUGCAACACAACCCAAAACCCUAACUCCUUCCAGAACACCGUCGUUUUGUUCCCGCAUUGUUCAAUCGCGUGUUUUUCUGCAAUCAGAAGAUUCCUAUAUUAAUUUACCUCAUACCUAGUUUUCAUUACUGAAUAUUCGAGGUGAAAUUGAUUUAACACGCGUGGAUAGGAACAAUGAAUGGUUUUUUGUUGAAGUUUUGGGUAGUGUCAUAAUCUUCAUCAGUUGUGUUGUUUGAUUUUGGAUUUACAUGAUGGUACAUAGGAAACAUUGAUUAUGCAUGCAACUUUUCUAUAUGAUGAACUAGGAACUCAAUGAUUUAGCAGUGUGAAUUGUUUGUAAUGGAUGUUCAUGUGAUAAACGUGGGAGAAGGAAGUGGUCAUCGAGGUAUGGAAAAUGGUGGGGAUGUUGAACUUGGUGAAGGCGAAGUUAGUAAUGCUGGAAACUCGGGAUCUCAUGUUGAGGAUAUGGUUUUUGAGCCAUAUUUGGGUAUGGAAUUUGAUUCUGAAGAUUCGGCAAAAACUUUUUAUAGUGAGUAUGCCAGACGUUCGGGUUUCAGCUCCAAAGCUGGCUUGCACGGUCAGUUUAAUGCUGAUGGGACAAAUAUGUUUCGGGAAUUCGUGUGUAGCAGGGAAGGUUUAAAAAGAAAGAUGACUGAAAGUUGCGGUGCGAUGAUUAGAAUAGAACAAAAGGGUCAAAAUAAGUGGGUUGUUGCAAAAUUUGUGAAGGAACAUAACCAUUCCAUGGCGGUUCCUGAUAAGGUGGAUAAACUUCGACCACAGAAGCAUUUUUCUAGUGUUGGAAGAACUAUGCCUGAAACUUACAAAGGAGUGGGGCUUGUUCCCAGUGGUGUCAUGUAUAUAUCUAUCGAUGGGAAUCACGUUUCCUCCGAGAAUAGUCAGAAAAGUAGGAAUUAUCCUGCAGCUGCUGCUGCCAAAACGAGUCAUCUGGUUAAAAAUGCUACAUCGAUGACAUAUACUGUAAGGCAGCCUAAUCAAAAGAGGACAUUAGGAAAGGAUGCUGAGAACCUGCUGGAGUAUUUUAAGAAAGUGCAGGCUGAAAACCCUGGUUUCUUCUAUGCAAUACAACUUGAUGAAGAUAAUCGUAUGUCAAAUGUGUUUUGGGCAGAUGCAAGAUCAAGGACAGCUUACAGUCAUUUUGGUGAUGCUGUUACCCUGGAAACAGCAUAUAGAGCAAAUCAAUAUAAUGUGCCGUUUGCUCCAUUCACUGGGAUAAAUCAUCACGGUCAGAUGAUUUUGUUUGGCUGUGGACUCAUUUUUGAUGACUCUGAGGCUUCUUUUGGUUGGCUCUGUAAGACAUUUCUGGCAGCGAUGAACGACCGUCACCCUAUCUCUAUUACUACUGAUCAGAACAGAUCCAUACAAACAGCAGUUUCACAGGUUUUUCCUCAAGCACGCCACUGUAUAAAUAAGCGGCAUGUCUUGCGUGAAGGCCACAAAAAGUUGGACCAUGUAUGCCGCAUGUAUCCAAAUUUUCAGUGUGAACUUUAUAAUUGUAUUAACCUGACAGAAACAACUGAGGAGUUUGAUUUGUCUUGGAAUUCUAUCAUCGAUAAAUAUCAAAUCAGAGGGCAUGAUUGGCUUCAGUCCUUGUAUAGUACUCGUGCUCAAUGGGUUCCAGCAUAUUUUCGUGAUUCAUUUUUCGCUGUAAUAUCUCCUUAUCAAGGAUUCAAUGGUUCUUUUUUUGACGGUUUUGUCAACCAGUAUACGACAUUACCAAUGUUCUUUAGGCAGUAUGAACUAGCUCUGGAGAGAUGGUUUGAAAAGGAAAUAGAAUUAGAUUUUGAGACAAUUUGUACUGCACCAGUUCUAAAGACACCCUCACCAAUGGAGAAUCAGGUUGCUAAGCUUUAUACGCGGAAAAUAUUUUUGAAGUUUCAAGAAGAGCUAGUUGAAACUUUUGCGUACACAGCCAACAGAAUCGAAGAGGAUGGGGAAAAUAGCAUAUUUAGUGUUGCAAAAUUUGAGGAUGACCAAAAGUUGUAUACUGUUACAUUAAAGCAGUCCGAAUUGAGAGCUAACUGUAGUUGCCAGAUGUUUGAGUAUUCAGGAAUUCUUUGUAGGCAUGUUUUAACUGUUUUCAUGGUGUCUAAUGUUUUUACUAUACCAUCCCACUACAUCUUAAAACGGUGGACAAGGGAUGCAAAAAGCAGUGUUGUGUUGGAUGACUGUGCUGGUGAAUCACAUGGACACGAGUCUUUGACAUCACGAUAUACCAAUCUAUGCCGGGAAGCCAUUAGAUACGCCGAGGAAGGGGCAGUAGCUGUGGAAACUUAUGAUGCUGCAAUGGGUGUUCUUAGAGAAGGUGGAAAGAAAAUUGCUGUCACGAAGAGAAGUAUUGCCAAAGUUGCACCACCUAAUCAACAAGUCAGCGGGAAUACUUGCACUGACAAGAAAACCCCUACUUCAACAUCAGAUACAACUCCUCUGUUAUGGCCACUUAACGAUGAAACAACAGGGUUUAAUCUUAAUGAUGUCGGUGCUCCUGUCCUACCAGUUGCUGAUCUGAAUUUACCACAAACAACCCCACCGCCUCAUAAGCGAGUUGAUGUUGCUGCCCCAGUGUCUCGACAGCGAGUUGAUGGUCCAUCCCCAGUGCCUCGUAAGCGAGUUGAUGGUCCACGCUCAGUGCCUCGUAAGCGUGUUGAUGGUCCAUCCGCAAUGUCUCGUCAGCGAGAUGAUGGCCCACCCCCAGUGCCUCUUCAGCAAGACGAUGGUCCACCUGAAAACACGGUGGUUUUUCCAUGUCUGAAGUCAAUGACAUGGGUAAUGGAGAACAAAACCUCAACGCCAGGGAAUAGAGUAGCCGUUAUUAAUCUUAAGUUGCAAGAUUAUAGCAAGAAUCCAUCAGCAGAAUAUGAGGUCAAGUUUCAUCUCUCGCGAGUUAAUGUGGAACCUGUUUUAAAGUCUAUGGCUGAAGUUAGCGAACAACUUUCAACAACAUCUAGUAAGGUUGCUGUAAUAAAUCUCAAGCAUGAGGAUGCCCAGACUUCUGGUGAAUCUGAAGUUAAGUUUCAAGUGUCCAGGGAUGCAUUAGGUGCUGUGCUACGAUCAAUGGCUUAUAUCCGCGAGCAACUUUCUUGUGCUGGCGAUGCGCACUCCGAACCUGUGUCGAAAAAGCUUCGAAACUAAAAAGUUUUAUUUGAUACCCAAGUGAAUAUUUGAGCAUGUAUCUUUCUGAUGGCAGUGUGGUGGUCACUUGAUACCCAAAUGAAUUAGAAAACGUAGUGCUUUUCUUUUGGCCAAAAGCCUCAUUCUCUGUAAAUUUUUUGUCUAGCAUAUUUGUACAUGUAUCAUAUUGUAGGCAGCAGAAUUUUUUUAUGGGAAGCAUUUAGAAAAUCCUCUACCCUGCUUCCAUAUAGAGGGGGAGGGUCAUUCUCCAAAUAUCCAAUUAUAAUAGGUAGAAAUGGGUUCAGGAAUAUGUCCAAAAACAGAAAAGAAAAAGGAAAGUAUAAUUAUUGCUGAGGGUCAUUCUCCAUGUUUUAAUAUUAGAAAAAAAAUCCAAUGAUAAUUAUUCUGUGUGCGCCAA
Cicer arietinum (chickpea) is the source of this 3642-nucleotide messenger RNA. Its product is annotated as protein FAR1-RELATED SEQUENCE 3. The record is from RefSeq and is a predicted model, not a curated record. Lineage: Eukaryota; Viridiplantae; Streptophyta; Magnoliopsida; Fabales; Fabaceae. Gene Ontology annotation, molecular function: zinc ion binding. Gene Ontology annotation, biological process: regulation of DNA-templated transcription.